UAAAAUUGGAGAUGCUCUUACGCCCCUAUGUACCAGUAUCAGCGAAAUGAAGAAGUCGCUCUGGGCGAAACCCAACCAAAUUACAGUAUAACGGUAUAACUACCGGCUGGAUCAUCAAUCAGUAGCAAUGCAACCGGCGGGACACACAGAUUCCAUGCGGUGGUCGUCAACAACAACAACAACCACACUAGACAAACCUCUCCACCAGCUCACUGAACGCGACAUUUCUGAGCUCACUCGCGAAGAUUGCCGCCGUUACCUCAAACAAAAAGGCAUGAGACGACCUUCAUGGAAUAAAUCUCAGGCCAUACAGCAAGUCAUCUCUCUCAAAGCUCUCCUCGAAACGACGUCGGAUUCGGCCCUCAACGCCGUUCGAUAUCGCAUGGAAAAUAACGGUGGCGAUACUCUCAUCUCCCACUCCCAGUCACCUGAUGAAACGGUGCCGUAUUGCCAGCAUGAUCCAUCUAUACAGACUAGAGGUGCAGAAAAUGAUUGCAGAAGCCAGAUGACUAUUUUCUACUCUGGAAAGAUUAAUGUAUUUGAUGAUGUACCAAAUAAGAAGGCAAGAACGAUAAUGCAGCUUGCAGCACACCCACUUUCUACAUCUCUUGAAACUGCAUCCGAUGCAGCUCCAGCAUUAUGGCCACCUCCAUAACAGUUACAAGCUCCAGGGAAAGUGACAGAGAUCUGUCUUCUGCUCAAGGAAGAAAACAACGUAUCUAAUGAAGACAGCCUAGGACCAACAAGUAGAAAAGCAUCAGUACCGAGAUAUCUUGAGAAACAAAACAACAGGCAUCAUAAAUUGUUGAUAUGCUCUCCAUGAAAGAAAACAGAACAAAUCAGUUAGUCGAUUUUGCUCUAUUAAUUUGUCCCUCAUACCCCUGUUAGGUGAAAAUUCAACAAUAAUAAGAGAAAGGUGACAAGGCCUUCAUCUGCCAGCUCUGAGAUUUACUCGAACCAUAGUUUGAUAGAUCAGUUCUCAAAUGAUCAGUUGAACCUAACUGCUAAAUUCUCACCUGCACAGCCACCUAAAAUACCUAAUCAAUGCAGCUUUAUGGAGAAUUCUGCAAUCUGUUUAUCUGCUGAUUUUAACGACAAAGAUUACAAGGGAACAAUGUUAGAUCACAGAAAUACACAUGAGCUCUAAACUCUUGUUCAGGAACAGAUGUUUAAGAAUGUUAAAAAUGGAGAGCAUGAGUCACCAUUUCUUUUCCUGAUAUCAAUGAAGAAGGCAAUAGGGAAUAGAGUACCACCUCGGGAUGAAUUUCUACCAUAAGGGCCAUUUUAGUCAUUUAAUCGAGGCGAAAACAUCGGCAGUAGACGACGGCGUGAUUGGGAAUAUUGUAAUAAUGGUGGAGAGACAUGUGCUGUGCGGUCGAAUUAUUUUUUUCUCAUUUGUAUUGCCCAAAACUUUUCUGUAUCCCACUUAUACGCUUCACCUCCCGCCUUGCACAUUCCUUAUGUUUCAAAUUAAAAAUAAUGUCAUUUUAAUUAAAAAUGUAAAUAGAAUCUACGUAUUUUCUUAGUGAUUUUUUAAAUUUUUUUAGUGUUUCUUUCUUAAAUUAUUUAGUAUUUUAGUCA
Molecule: messenger RNA, 1581 nt
Organism: Mercurialis annua (annual mercury)
Lineage: Eukaryota; Viridiplantae; Streptophyta; Magnoliopsida; Malpighiales; Euphorbiaceae
Product: protein TIFY 4B-like
Exons: 10
Coding region: 128-655 (175 amino acids)
Biological process (GO): regulation of defense response; response to wounding; regulation of jasmonic acid mediated signaling pathway
Cellular component (GO): nucleus
Source: RefSeq, a predicted model, not a curated record